Nicotiana attenuata is the source of this 1446-nucleotide messenger RNA. Its product is annotated as serine/threonine-protein kinase PBS1. Lineage: Eukaryota; Viridiplantae; Streptophyta; Magnoliopsida; Solanales; Solanaceae. The transcript is spliced from 7 exons. Bases 16 to 1098 code for a protein of 360 amino acids. Gene Ontology annotation, biological process: protein phosphorylation. The record is from RefSeq and is a predicted model, not a curated record. Gene Ontology annotation, molecular function: protein kinase activity; ATP binding.
GAAAGAACAGUUAUCAUGCCUUUUGGUUUGGUGGCGGCGUGGAACAAGCGACGAAGAAGCAGGUCUGAGGAUCAGCUAAAUCCUUGGAUAUAUAAAUCUGUGGAGUGUUGGAAAAUUGAAGACCAGAAUCCACCUGCAAAAAGACACCAUGGAUCAUCAGUUUUCACACUCAAAGAAAUGGAGGCGGCAACAAAUUAUUUCAGUGAUGACAAUCUACUUGGGAAAGGAGGAUUCGGUCGAGUUUAUAAGGGCACACUGCGGUCUGGUGAGAUUGUAGCAAUCAAGAAAAUGGAUCUACCUUCAUUCAAAGAGGCAGAAGGAGAGCGUGAGUUUCGUGUGGAAGUCGAUAUUUUGAGCAGACUGGAUCAUCCCCAUCUUGUACAACUAAUAGGCUAUUGUGCAGAUGGGAAGCACAGAUUUCUAGUUUAUGAGUAUAUGCACAAGGGAAAUCUUCAAGAUCAUUUAAAUGGAAUUGGAGAAGUGAAGAUGGAUUGGCCCUUAAGGCUAAAGGUAGCUAUUGGGGCAGCAAGAGGACUUGCAUAUCUUCAUUCAAGUUCAGCUGUUGGGAUUCCUAUAAUACAUAGGGACUUCAAAUCCACCAACAUUCUUUUGAACACUAAUUAUGAAGCAAAGAUAUCUGAUUUUGGUCUUGCAAAGUUGAUGCCGGAAGGCCAGGAAACAUGCAUGACAUCUAGGGUACUUGGUACUUUUGGCUAUUUUGACCCUGAAUACACACUGACGGGAAAACUCACUUUACAAAGUGAUGUUUACGCAUUUGGUGUUGUUAUGCUGGAGCUUUUGACCGGACGCAGGGCCGUUGACCUCACCCUUGGACCAAAUGAUCAGAAUUUAGUACUACAGGUCAGGCAUAUAUUGAAUGAUAAGAAGAAGCUGCGCAAGGUGAUUGACCCUGAGAUUAACAGGAGCUCAUACACUAUGGAAUCCGUAACCAUGUUUGCUAAUCUAGCCUCUCGUUGUGUGCGAGCCGACAGUAGUGAAAGGCCCUCAAUGGUAGACUGCGUCAAAGAACUGCAGCUGAUCCUCCACACGAAUAUGAAAGGGCUAAGUAUGCCUAUGCAUACAUUCAGAAUGAUCUGAAACCUUCUGACAUUGACAUGGAUGAAGCAAAAUCUAAUCGCAAUAUGCACCAAGAUUGAUUGUUCCAAUUCAAAAGCUACAAUAUCAGCUAAAAGUUUCAAAUGUACAUUGGAAAGAGUAAUGAGUAUGGUAGGAUACUGUAAGCUGUCAAAGUAAUAAAAAGAACAUCCAGAUUCAACCAGAAGAUCACAAGUUUUCUUAAUAAUUUAAUAGAUAGAAAGGGCGACCCUGAGUGAAACAAGGAGGUAUUAAAGAUUAGGAAGACAGUAUUCUUGUGUAUGUCUUAUUAUUUUUCUGGCCAGCCCACCUCUGCUCAAAUACAUUAGUGCAGAGAUCUGAUUAUGCAUG